Molecule: messenger RNA, 7777 nt
Organism: Pygocentrus nattereri (red-bellied piranha)
Lineage: Eukaryota; Metazoa; Chordata; Actinopteri; Characiformes; Serrasalmidae
Gene: brd4
Product: bromodomain containing 4
Exons: 20
Coding region: 601-5271 (1556 amino acids)
Biological process (GO): chromatin remodeling; positive regulation of transcription elongation by RNA polymerase II
Cellular component (GO): nucleus; chromatin
Source: RefSeq, a predicted model, not a curated record
UCACCGUUGAGUAAGAGCACGCUGCUUCAUGUGUGCGUGAGAGAGGGAGAGUCAGAGAAAAGAAACUGCUUCUUCUGGAUUUUUUUUAAACAGAACCUCAGCUAACGUGUAUUCCUCUCCCCCUCUCUGUCUUCAUCGGGUGUUUUUUUGAGCAAACGAAGCCUUGGUUGGGGAACACAAUGGGGCAAACUGCCUGUGGCAACUGGGCCGUUGUGCUCCUGAGAGGGGGAGGGGGUAGAGAGCAGACCGGCGCACAGAGCUAGCACAGCUAGGUGGCCGCAGGCCUCUUCUGCCGCUCUCUCUCUCUUCUUUCCUCUCUAGCUCUUUCUCAUUGAAGCUACUUGAGCUAUAGGCUCUGUUUUUGGGAGGAUUCUUUCAGGACCGAAGGCGUUCGCCCCCUCAGGAUUAUCGUGGACUUCCUGUGGAUUAACAUGUAUUUGGCACAGUGGAUUUUGGGACAUGUUCAUUGGAGCUGGAGAUUUGAAAGCUAGUUCUUCUCAUGUUUUGGGAGUAGAGCAUUCCACACAAACUUUCUGCCUUCUCUUUUUUUUUGUUCCUUUUUGUCUUUCAGUUUCGUUUUCUGGUGACAGGAACUUAUAAAUGGAUUACAAAAUGCAUUCCAAGUCUAACGAUUUGCUGGAUUUUCAGACACUGGAUGCGCUUUUGGAAAAAAUUGCACAUUACUCAGCAGCUGUGAAAAGAGAUCCUAGUGAGGAGUGCAAUGGAAUCAGCGGUGCUCUCUCUGUGGAGCCCGCGCCUGGCUCGAAACUGAACGAGUGGUGUCCCGCGGCGUCUACUCCUGCCCCUGCACCCGCGCUCCAUCCUGCCAGCAUGGGGGACGGCCUGGACGCAGCGCAGAUGUCGGGGAGUAGCAGCAGUCAGGGGCAGCCCUCAUCCCAGCCCCCUGGUAUCCUCAAUCCCCCUCCCCCAGAGAUCAGCAACACUUCCCGACCAAAGCGCCAGACCAACCAGCUGCAAUACCUGCUGAAGGUGGUGUUGAAAACCCUGUGGAAGCACCAAUUCUCAUGGCCUUUCCAGGCUCCGGUAGAUGCUGUCAAGCUUAACCUGCCUGACUAUUACAAGAUAAUUAAAAACCCUAUGGACAUGGGAACAAUCAAGAAACGGCUAGAGAACAGUUUCUACUGGAAUGCCCAAGAAUGUAUUCAAGACUUCAACACCAUGUUUACCAACUGCUACAUUUACAAUAAGGCUGGGGAUGACAUAGUCUUAAUGGCUGAAGCACUGGAGAAACUGUUCCUCCAGAAGAUUUCAGAAAUGCCCCAAGAGGAGAAUGAGAUCACAGUCAUGACUCCCAAGGGUCGCGGCCGGGGCAGACGGACCGACACAGGGCUGAAUGUGAAGCCUGGGCCUGGCAUAGAUUCUCCGUCCACGACACCCCAAACACGUGGCCUUUCUAGUCUUGGACCAGGGCCGCAGACUAGAGGACCAGUCCAGGGCCCUCCCUCUCUACCCCUGCAACAGGCCAUGCCAGCUCUUCCCCCUCGAGUGCCCCCUACAAUUCCUACCCAUGCUCCACCGCUGGGUGCCCCCUUUUCUCUGCCAUCUACAGACUGCAGUCCUCAAGCCCCUAUUAUGACGUCGGUGCCUCCUCCCACAACCCAGACCGCCCUUCCACCCAUGCCCAUUCAACAGAGCACGGCUCCGGUUCUUCAGAACGUUAUGCCUAAACAGAGAAAAAGCCAGAAGAGGAAAGCAGACACCACAACUCCCACGGCAAACGACCAACUGAGUGAAUCCUCUCCCGCUGAGUCAAAGUCAGGGAAAACUCUGCCACGGCGGGAGAGUGCCCGGCCACCGAAACUCCCCAAGAAGGAGGCGCCAGACUCCCAGCACCACGUGGCCUUUGGAGUCCCUGGCGGGGCCCACAGCCCCAAACAGCAAGAGCAACUGCGCUACUGUGCAGGCAUCGUUAAGGAAAUGUUUGCUAAAAAACAUGCAGCGUAUGCAUGGCCUUUCUACAAACCUGUGGAUGUAGAGGCUUUGGGACUACAUGACUACCAUGACAUCAUUAAACACCCCAUGGACCUCACUACCAUCAAGGAGAAGCUGGACAGCAGACAGUACAGAGAUGCGCAGGAGUUUGCUGCAGAUGUUCGGUUAAUGUUCUCCAACUGCUACAAGUAUAACCCUCCAGACCAUGAGGUGGUGGCCAUGGCACGCAAGCUGCAGGAUGUGUUUGAAAUGCGAUUUGCUAAAAUGCCGGAUGAGCCUGAGGAGACCUUCACCCCUGCUCCUGCCCCCGUGCUGCACCCUGCUCCCCCUGUGAAGAGCCAGCCUCCCAUAGGUGUGGCCUCUUCCUCUGACAGCUCCAGCGACUCUUCCUCAGAGUCGGAUUCCUCCACAGAUGAUUCAGAAGAGGAGAGGGCUCAGAGGCUGGCUGAACUGAAGGAACAGUUAAAGGCAGUCCAUGAGCAGCUGGCAGCCCUGUCCCAACCCCAGGCCAGCAAACCAAAGAAGAAGGAGAAGGAAAAGAAGGAGAAGAAAAAGGAUAAGCACAAAAAGAAAGGAGCCAUGCCUGGGCUGGACGAGAUCCUUGAACCUCCUCCUGCUCUACAGCCGCAAAAGAAAAGCAAGAACAACAAGGACCCUCUGCCCAAGAAGACCAAGAAACCCAAUAAGAAGGAGGGCUUGAAGAACAACCGAUCCAUGCCACCACAAGGCACAGUUCCACCCAACCUGCAGCCUGUUCCAGGUCUGGACUCAGUGGAUGAUCUAGGUCUGGGUGGAGGCGCAGGACCAGCUGGCUUGGCACAGACAGAAAAAAGCAAGCCCAUGUCCUAUGAGGAAAAGAGGCAACUGAGUCUGGACAUCAACAAGUUGCCAGGAGACAAGCUGGGCCGUGUGGUUCACAUCAUUCAGUCCCGAGAGCCAUCACUUAAAAACUCCAACCCUGAUGAGAUAGAGAUUGACUUUGAGACGCUGAAGCCUUCAACGCUGCGUGAACUGGAGAGAUAUGUCUCAUCUUGCCUCCGCAAGAAGAAAAAGCCUCCGGUUGCAGAGAAGACCAUGGAAGCUAUGAGUGCUGCUAAAACAAAAGGCUCGUCCUCAGACUCGGGAAGCAGUAGUGAGUCUAGCACGUCGGACAGUGAAGACUCUGAGUCAGGAAUAGCCUCCAAACCGAAGAAGAGGGGUCACUCCAUGAAGGAGGGAAAGAAAUCCCAUCAUCAGAUGAUGGCUCCAGGCAUACCUCAGCCUCAGGUGCCCCUCCAGCCUCAAGCUCCAGUGCUUCAGCCCACGGCCCAGCUUAAACAGCAGCAGCAGCAGCAGCAUCCGUCUCCUGCUACGUACAUGGCCCCUUCUGUCACAGCGCUGGAGUCCUCCCAGCUGCUGGAGAAUACAUUUGACUCUCUACCCCACUUUGGCCCGCCCCUCAUGCACCUGUCCCACCACGCUAAUGACUCAUCUUCUCCUGCCCCGCCCCACCUCAAUGCUCAUCCGGCAGGUGGCCCCGGCUCACCUGAGACACACCCAUUUUUAAACCAGCACCCCAUCCUCCCAUCCCCAGCACUGCACAAUGCUAUGCCUCAGCAGCCUUCACGACCCAGUAACAGGGCUGCACCGCUACCUCCCAAACCUUCGCAGCCGACGACGACGCCCCAGCCACCUUCGCAACAGCAGCACCCACCCCAGCAGCCCCUGCAGUUACAGUCGCAGCAGACCCCACAGCCCCAGCACCACCUACCCCCGCCCCACCUCUUGCACCCGCCGCAGCCCCUCCGACAGAGACCCCUGUCACCUCCCACGCUCACCCCUCAGGGUCUGCUGUCCUCGCAGCCGCCACAGAUGCUGCUGGAGGACGAUGAGGAGCCUGUGCCCUCCAUGCCUCUCAACCAGGUCCAGCUUUACCUUCAACACCUGCAGCAGGGCCGCCAGCAGCAGCAGGGUGCGCUCAUGCAGUCCCUGCAGGGCCGCCAGCAGCAGUCCAGCCAGGCUUCCCUCCUGCAGACGGUGCAGGUUCAAUCACAGCUGGGCCCACAGACCUCACUUGCCACACCACAGCUGCCUGUCCAGACCCAGCCUCAGCCCACACCGUCGCACCAGCCCCCCCCCCAGAUCCCCCAGCACCAGCCCAGACACAUGCAGCAUGCCCCACAGACACAGACCCAGCAGCAGCAGCUUGCUUACUCCCAAGGCCCUGUGCAGACCACGCAAACCCAGCCUGCGCAACACAAGGUGUCCAUGACCCCCACUAAAGCACAGCAGCAAAUUAUUCAGCAGCAGCAACAGCAUCCCUCUCCACGUCAACACAAGCCCGAUUCAUAUAGCACGGGCAAAAGUUGUCCACCACUUCUACAACUUCACCAUCAGUGGCAAAGGCACAUGAGGGAGAACCCUUCGCCUCUAAUGAUGCAUUCCCCUCAAAUCUCCCAGUAUCCUCCUGUUGUCCACGAAUCGCCUUCUCAUAACCUGCAGCCCAAAAAGGAGCCACAGCAGCAGGGGCCUCCAGCUCUCGGGGCUUUGAAAGAGGAGAAGCAGCCUCCCUCUCCUGUGAUACGGACAGAGUCUUUCAGCCCAGCCAUGCGACCGGAACCACACAAACAGCCUGAGAGCAAGCCCCAUGUGCCACCUCACAGUCAGCAGAGGCCAGAUAUGAAGCCACUGGAGAGUUCACGCCCUGUCAUCCGCUCCUCAGACCAGAGCGGCCCAUCACCAUCCAUGCAUGAAAAAGACAAAUUCAAACAGGAGCCCAAAACACCUGUGGCCCCUAAAAAGGUACAGGAUGUGAAGCUGAAGAAUAUGGGCUCGUGGGCUAGCCUGGCGCAGAAGUCCACCUCCACGCCCUCGUCUGCAGUGAAGUCAAGCAGUGACAGUUUUGAGCAGUUCCGGCGUGCAGCUCGAGAGAAGGAGGAGAGGGAGAAAGCACUAAAGGCCCAGGCAGAGCAGGCUGAAAAGGACCGACAGCGCAGAGAGCAGGAGAAACAACGCGGUCGGGAUGAGGAAGACUCGAUGGAGCCAGUGCGAAGGCCCCAUGAGGAGCCACGCAGACGCUCUGAGCACCCACAGGCCCCUCAGCAGCAGCACCAGGCCCCAACACAAGCCCCUAACCCUCCGGCCCAACCCCCGUCAGCACCACAGCCCUCGCAGGCCCCCGCCCAGUCCCCGGCCUCCAGCCAGAGUGCACUCGAUCAGCAGAGAGAGAUGGCACGUCGCCGGGAACAGGAGAGGCGGAGGAGAGAGGCGAUGGCAGCUACCAUUGACAUGAAUUUCCAAAGUGAUUUGAUGGCUAUUUUCGAGGAGAACUUGUUUUGAAAUGCACGAGGAGGCAAAAGAGACUGCAAAAAUGAUGUAAUGGAUUCCUCUGCAUAGAGAACAUGGACUGGUGAAGCGGUAAGGGAAUAAAAGACCCCAACUGACCAUGAGAAACACUGAAGAGGCAGGGAUGGCAUUAUGUAAGCUGAGGGCUUGACAGGAAGCCUCUGUAGCUUUCUUGUUGCCUUAGCAGAAAAGAGGGACCCUCAAGCUGGGACAUCAUUGUCUCUCUGGCAUUCCUCCUGGAUUUAAACCUGUAACGGUAGCAGGAAGGAUAGGACUUCUCAUGGGGCACUAGUUUGAAACAAUGGGAGCAAAUGGACGGACUUGAUUAGUGGAGGAAUAUCUUAAGCGACAACAGUUUAAAUGUACUGAUUACCCGUAGUGUGGCGUUCAUCAACUGCCAGAUGUCUAAGGGGUAUUGCUUUUUUUUUUUUUUCUUUCACAAUUUUGACUUUUUUUUUUUUUUUUUUCCUUUAAAUUUUUUGCUUUUCCCUUUUUUGUUUUCUUUCUUUUUUUUAAGAACACAUGCAAGCAAGCAACAAGAUCGGUUGUGACCCAACUCAAGAUCAUCAUGUAAUAUCUCAGGAGAGGAGGUACAGCUUGCCUUAUGCCUCUGACCUGUAGACUCAAACAUCACAGUACAUGAUAUUCACUGACCUGGGGUUUGAACAAAACAGCGAAACACAAGCCGAAGUGUUAUUACAGAUUGUUCAUUAUGUAGGAUACUACUGUAAAAAAGGUAUUUUCUUAAUGAUUACUGUUAAUUAUAUUCCUUUUGUUUUCUUUUUGUUUUUUUUUAACCCUCUUACCAACACUUAACCCCCUGUGAUGUCUAUGCCAAACAACUUUUUCCUUUUAUGCUGAAGUCCUAAACCUGAAAUGCUUCAUUUAACUUGUCUUUUUCAUAAUAUAUAAAUAUAUUUUCUUGUUCUCUCCACCCAACAUGAAAGUUUAGGUAGCCUUGUAGUAGAUAAACCUAAUAUAUGCAUUACUCCAACAAUUGUUAAUUGAAGACAGAAUCGUUUACGGUAUACUUUUAAUCCUUCUCCAUUUCAUUUAAAGUUGAUGCAGAGUUAUGCUGUAUGGGGGGGAUAUACACCUUUUCUCAGUAUCCUUCAGUUCGAGUAUAAUUUGAAAGCAUACAGUAACCGCUUUCUGUGUAUUAUACUUAUAGAAAGAAGUUGACGUAUUGUCCGUAACUGGUUCAUGCUACUGCAUAUUAGAAGCGGCAUAAGCAGCGGCCAAGCGAGCGCUCGGCUCUUCGGGAACACCGCGGAGAGGGCGGGGCCAGAGCGCACCUCUCAACUGUUGUUUUUUUUUUUUUUUUUUUCCCCUCCCCGUUUGUUUGUGUUCUUUUUGCAUGGCUCCUGUUUUUUCUUUCGCACAUCAUUUUUGAAAACCAAUCAGAGGGGACUGUACGCUGUUCUAGAUAUAACGAUUACAUUAAGAUUUGAAACAAAAAAAAAAUCAAACUUCUGAUUUUAUAUCAUUGUUCUUGUUCAAUUAUAGUGGAUGUGAGUUCUAAUUAUGUUAUUUGAGUCGGCAAAAGGGGUGCGGGAGGGUUUGGGUGGGUGUGGGCACAGUUUGAGACCUUUGCGGGGGUCCUCUGAGUUUUCUCCUAUGGUGUUUUCUCCAGUGCCUGUAUUGUAUUGCGAUUCUAGUUGGCAUAUAUUACGUUCUAGGGAGGGCAAGGGAGGGGUCGAAAGUUUUGGGAGGGAGAACUUGGGGUUUAGGGAAGAGCUUGUGUAAAAAGCAAAAUUAAAAAAAAAAACAACAAAAAAAAAACAAAAAAAAAUUUUACAAAAAAUAGACAAAAAAAGGAAAGUCAACAUUUUAUAUUCUACCCAUUUACAAUAUUCAGGUUUAAAUCUAGUUUUAGCUGGACUUCUUAACUAUUCACCAGGCAGUUAAGUUUUCUUCAUUUUUCUUGAACCUGUUUUAAAAGGACAUGUCAGAGCAGCCACAUACUCAUUAUUCUGUAUGAAUGGAUAGUUGGAUGUGUGUGUAUGUAUGUAUGUGUGUCAGUAUGGUCUUCAGUAUGUGGCACAGGGAAGUGUGCUCCUCCCGGGAGCUUCCAGAAACAAUUAACAAGAAAAGUUGCUUUGCUAACACUUUUUUUUUCCCCCCUCAAUGAAGUCCACAUAUAUAAAUAUAUAUAAUUUUUUUUUCGUUAAUUCGGUUUGUAAAAGCUGAACGAAGAAACGCUUCAUUCCUUCAAGCCUUUAAAUGUAUUCUUUUGUUUUCCUUGGUAACAUUUGGACAUUAUGUGCCAUAGAUACGAAUUCUCCAGAGAAUGUGCUGACCUGCAGCUCAGCCGAGAGUUUGCUUUAUUCAGGUAUUUUUUUUUUUCUCCUUUUUUUUCCUUUUUUUUGGGUUUUGUUAAGCAUUUUCCUCGAUUACUGUUUGGUAUGUGAGUGAGCUAUCGAGGUCAAUGAUUCACUCUGUUAUGAUCAUGAUAUAAACUCAUCUCUUUUAUAGAAAAUUAAAAGGAAACAAAAAAUGC